Bursaphelenchus okinawaensis is the source of this 1025-nucleotide messenger RNA. The record is from the annotation of a GenBank genome assembly. Lineage: Eukaryota; Metazoa; Nematoda; Chromadorea; Rhabditida; Aphelenchoididae.
AUGAAUCUCAAUGAACUGCCAAAUUCGAAACUCAACGAAUUUUCCAAAGGCAAGGGGAAUUGGGUGUAAGUGUUAUUAAUACGAUUAUGUUAAAAAGUAAACGUAUGUUUUAGUAUUGUUUUAAUAAAGUUAUUUUAUGACCUUGCAAAUUCAUUGUUGUAGAAUUGAUGAAGAUUCAACACAAAGUUUCCAUUCUUAUCACUCUCAGAACCUUGAACUCAGCAACAAAGCUCGAGUUGUUAGAAGACAAUGGGGGUUUCGUGGAUUAUGUUUUAGUAGAGAACCUGUAGAGCCUUUAAGGCCAUAUUUGAUACACAUUGAUGAGGUGGAGUUUUGCUGGACAGGACACUUAAGGGUUGGAGUUACCACGGUUAACCCAGAGAGCAAACCAGAACUUGAUUCACUGUAAGUUUUUUUAAACAUUGUUUGUAAUUUUAGAAAAUUUUACAUUAACGGCAAAGACAACUAUACUACGUUAACGUCAAAGGCUACAUUACAAAGCUAUGUAAACUCAAAUUUCAGAGCAUCCAGUUCUCAGACGUUAUUGGUUGCAUUUUCACAAAUUUCGUCUACAGUACAUGCCGGAGAUGUUGUUGGUGUGUAUUACGAAGUGGUAAACAACAAAUACGUUCAGUUACAUAUACUAGUAAACGACAAAGAUAUACCAGUGACAGAGAAUCUACUACCGUACACACCAAAUGAGAAAGUGUACAUUACGGUUGACAUUUUUGGUAUGACAAAACGAAUUACUUUUAUCCCAAUGAAGCAAACAGGUAUGUUUCAAUAAUAUAAAAAUUAAAUUAGUAAGAUUUAUAUCUAUAGUAUGGCGUACUUUAUUAUAGCCAUAGUAUAGUGUACUUUUUUAAUACAAUAAUUUUAUUUCAGUCACCAGGCUAUCUUCAAUCUGCGAAAAAGCAAUCGUAUCCACCAUGGGCCACAUUUCUAUAGAAAACUUGCCACUGCCCACUAAAAUAAAGUCAAACAUAGCAUCGUUACGCUCUAAACGCCAUUUAAUACCAGUGUGA